Molecule: messenger RNA, 5944 nt
Organism: Lucilia sericata (common green bottle fly)
Lineage: Eukaryota; Metazoa; Arthropoda; Insecta; Diptera; Calliphoridae
Gene: c11.1
Product: maestro heat-like repeat-containing protein family member 1
Exons: 13
Coding region: 288-5504 (1738 amino acids)
Cellular component (GO): cytoplasm
Source: RefSeq, a predicted model, not a curated record
CAAAAAUUAAAGUUUGCAACUUCUGCAGCCGUGAUAAGAAAAUAAGCUAAAAAUUCAAAACAAAAAAAGAAAAGCAUUACGUGGUGACUUGUUUAAAACGUUAGUAGUACAAUUAAUUCAUUGACAAAGAAAAAAGUGAUAAUUUAUUUCUAUACAAAAAGCAAAAUUGCGAAAUUAAGUUAACGCCUAUAAAAAAUAUCCCCAAAUUAAAAAAAAGUGUUACAGUUAAAAAGUUUUUUGUUUUAAAACUGGAGAAGUGGAAGAGAACACGCUCCUCAACCAAACGUAUGGAUCAUCCAAAUAAAGGAGGGGGAGGCGGCAGUGGUGGUGCAGGUGGCACCUCAACACUAGAUAAGCCUUCAAUUUUAGAAGGUGUCUUACACAAUUUAUUCGAUGGCUUAUCGGAUAAAGAUGAAACUGUACGCAUGGCCAUACAAUCGGCCUUGGUAAAAAUAUUCGAAACACAUCCCCUAAGAGCUACAGAUAUUCUAAUAGAAUAUAAAGAAAAACAUCCCAAAAUGACAGAACAAACUAUAACAAUUAUUUUAAAAGCCAUUGAAAAAGUCGUGGAAUCAGAAGCUUUAAUACCCUCAGAGGCUCACAAAAAACUUAUUACUUUGGCCUUAGAAGAAUUGACACGUUCUACAGAACAUGUUCCGAAUAUACAAAAUCAUGCCCUAUCAAUUUUGGUGGCUAUAGGUCGUGGUGAUGAUUGUAAAAUGGUUAUGGAAGCCUUAAUGGGUCAUACAAAAGAGGGUGCUAUAGCACAUUUUAUGGUGAUGCAAUGUUUGGGAACUCUGGCCUCCACAAAUAUACCCGGUGUUGUGCCCUUUAUUAAACCUAUUCUAUCCUCAACACUACCCAGUAUGAAUGGCAUAAAACCGGAUCAUAUAAAACAGGCACAUGCUUAUGCUAUUGGCCGAUUUAGUGAAGCCUUGCUGGAACAUUCAACGGCUAAUGCUGCCUUUGCCUCUUCUACAAAAGAUGAAAAUAAUGAAGUUAUAUCACCUACUGCCGCUGAAGUGGAAGCUUUAUUAAAUUGUUCCACCGAAAUUUCGGUAGCCUACGAUGUUCUCUUCAAUCAAUGGUUGCAGUCGCGAGAACCAAAAGUUUGUGUUGAAAUUUUGCAAGCACUUUCUUCAAUGUUUCCACUAUUGCCAGCUGAUAAAAUACAAGAUCGUACUCCUCGCCUUAUACCACAAAUAUUGGGUUUAUAUCGCCGUUCGAUAGAAAGAAAUUCGGUAACACAAUUUUUAUCGGCGGUUUUGAAAACGAAUAUUUCACUGCAGCCCUCUGUGUUGGAUUUAGUGGCUGAACAAUUGAUAUCAAAUCUUUUCGAUUUAGUUUGCGUCUAUCCGGAUUAUGAAAAGCCCCAGACUGUUAAAGGUCACUAUGAAGUGUUAAGAUGUUUCCAUUUACUUUCGGGAGUAUAUGCCACCAAAAUAAUGGAUACCUUACUAAUGCAUUUACGAAACAAUAGCGAAAGAGAACGCAUUAAAAGUUUAUUGAUAUUGACACACUUGCUCAAUACAUCUACGGUGAAUAUUGAAAAUAAAUUACAAUCCUUUAUGGAAUGCUUAAAGCAAAUGAUUACCAGUGAGAAGAGUAUUAAAAUGAAAUUGACUUUAUUGAAAUGUAUAGUGGCUUUAGCCCAAAAGUCUCUGGUUAAGGAAAAGGAAUUUGUUUGGUUUAUAGUGCGCUAUAGUUGUAAAUUUACCAAAGUCAACCAGGAACAUGGUUCCCUGGAGGAGCAUGCCAAUUUUGUACUUUCCUGUGAGAACUCCUUAUUUAUGUUGGCUUCCACGGUGGGCACUAUGGAUGAAUUGUUAAAAAGAGAACUGUUAAACUAUUUUGUUUUGUUGGACUACACUGAUAUAUGCUCCAACCUGGCUAAAUGCUUGGCUAGUCUCUUUGCGAAAUCACCCAAUAUAGAAUUUGAAGUGGCCCCCGAAGAAGACGAAACAGAUAAAAGAGAGGGUGCUGUGGGUGUAGAGGAGAAUGCAGUCAGAUCACCGGCUCCUAAUUUUGCUAAAAGUGGUAAAGUAGUAGUGCCCUCAGCGGAAACAAUAUUCGCCCGAUGUUUAGCUUUAUUGGGCAAUUAUCAUUGCAUUAAAAGAGCCACUAAUAUUUUAACGUUCCUCAAGUACUACUAUCCCCAUUUGAAUCCAGAACUAGCCAAAUUGUGGGAAAAAAGUAUUUCCGAUUUACUGCUAAACAUCAAUAAGGAAAGUUUGUAUUUUAAUAAAUUGACCUUGUUUAUCACGGAAACCAAUGAAUUGCUGAGUAAACAUGAUGAACAUUUUUCCGAAAGAUUGGCCAAUAAAAUGGCAGAACAAAUGAUUGUUUAUCCCAUGGUAUUGCCACACAAUGAAUUUGUCAUACCCACUCUAAAUGUUGAAAGAGGAAUGUUGAUUAAAGCCAUUGCUUUGACGUUAGGUUAUGUUAAUGAUAAUCCAGUGGUCAGUGCUAAAAUCGAUUUGAUUAUUAACUCGGCAAGACAAGAAAAACUAGAUAAACACACAAAACAUGCAGAGUAUGAAGAUAAGAUUGUACCUUGUGCUUUAGCUUUGGGCUAUAUAUCGCGUAAACAUCUUAGUAUUGUAAUAAAGAAACUGGCGGAAUUGGCCCACAUUGGUGGACGCAAACAUUCGACAGGAUUUUUCUCCAAUUUACAUUUUAUUAAAGAUACACACAAGGAAUUGGAAAAUUUUAAAACCAAUCUAUUGGUUAUAAAAGCUUUUGGUCAUAUAAUGGAUGAAGCUGAUCCUUUACAAUCCUUGGCCAAUUUAGAUGAUACUAUUUUGAAUUUUUUGAUAUUACAACUAACCAACACCAAGGAUCAAUGUGUUAUGUCGGCUAUAUUAAAGACAUUACUGAGUAUUUGCAAUCAAAUGAUAAAUACUAAAGAGAAAAUGCCUUCUCCAUUGAAAUACCGCAAACAGAUAAUGGAAGCAGUUUUCAGCAUACCCAUCGAACAGCCCUUUGAUGAUUUACCACUACUGCCCACCAUUUUGAAAUUGGGCACUGACUUUAUACGCAUAGGUGGCGAGGAGGCCACGGAGUCUGUUGAUGGCGGUGUUAUAUUUGAAAUCGCCUGCAAAAACUUUUUCUCUUGUGCUCAAAAUUUAAAAAUGAAAUUCGAAUCCCAGGAGGAAGAUGAACGCAAUAGUUUUCUAGCCAAAUAUCUAAAUGAAUCGCUGCCCGAACUCAAUCAACUGGUUAAAGUUAUAAUCGAACAGGAUCCUUCGCCGUCUACGCUAGACUUAAUCAUUUCUAUACUUGAGACCUGGAUAAGAGAUAAAAACUCGGAGGUACGCAUCUGUGCCAGUCAUGUCUACAAUAAUACCUUGGAUGUCUACAUCAAGUCCAUGAAGAUUGGCUGUGAGGCACCUUCGAAAUUUAAUCAAACGGGACAAAUGUUGGGUAAAAUUGUACCUCGUUGCAUUGACUCGAAUGGUACAGUGCGUCAAGUAUCGGUAGAUAUUUUACAAAAAACUUUGGAAAUAGCCUGCAUUUAUGAAACCCUAACUAUUGCCGAUAGUUCGACUGAUUGGAUCAAAGAAAUCGAAGUAGUUAAGGAACAAAUUAUUACCGAUGACCCAAAACAAAUUUAUAAUCUUGCUGGCGAGAUUGCAAAAAUUAUUGCUUUACGUAUAUCGAAUUUUCAGUAUUUGCAAUUCUGCAAAACCUUAUUGCAUAGUCUGAAAGAUCCUGAACAGAGUUCAGCUAUAGGGGCUUCAGUGGUUUUGAAAUUUUUCAUUCAACAAAAGGGUUCCGAGUUGUUCCAUGCCAUACCAGAUUUUGUUAAAGACAGUUUAGCGGCUAUUCAUGGCUGCGAUGUAAAUCGUGCUAAAUCCGGAGUACUUAAAGCAUUGGUAGCUUUGACCAAACAUCAUCCCAAAUUGGUAUCAUGUGAAAUGCUAGUACAGCAAUUACCUUUCGAAGAAAAUAUUGUAGAGUAUUGGCACUUGAUAUGCACCGAUAGUGAUUUAACUGGUAUUUUACUUGAACACUUCCUACAAAUACUCUCCUCCUCAUGUUUAUUUGAACCAAAUGAACCAUGUGUGGAUAGACAAAAAAUUGCCAGUGUACAACCGUUUGCAAUAUUUUGUGCUUUACAUAAAAUGAUGCCCUGCAAGGAUAUAAAGGAGCAAUUGAAAUUGAAGUUUCCAGAACUAUUUACCAUGCUAUUAACUUCGUUGGCAUCAUAUACAAAUUUGGCCGCUCCCAUGAAUACGGGCAUUCGUAGCAAUUCACCCACUUUGGGAACCACCUCUACAACAGUUACUAAAACAAAAUUUGGUUUUGUGCCGAAUAAGGAAACCGUUAAAUUAAAUCCUUGUCAAAUUAUUUUGGAAACAUUCCAACAAUUUUUGGACAGUUUGGAAAUGGAACAAAUCUCUACCGUACUUACUGUACACACUCAUUUAGCCUCCAGCACAGAUCUCAAGAAUUUCAUUGAACUACUAACACCCAUGGCAAUUGGUCUAUCGAAUCAGAUCGAUAUCAAUUCCAAUCAAAUGAAACAUGUUGUAAACACAUUAAGUAAAUAUGUAGCAUCUCCGUAUGAUGGUCAGCGUGUAGCAGCGGUGGGUUUAUUCUCCCGUAUGGUACCUCUCACACCAUGUGGUGAGGUGUCUUCGAUUAUAAUGAAUCAUUUGACUUCGGCUUUAAGUGAUCCAAAUGCUGUGGUUCGUGGCUUAAGUAUUCAGGGUAUGGGUUAUGUGGGUCUAUUGACGGAAGAGGAUAUAGAGAAAUAUGAUGAGACUGCUAUAACUGCAUUACUCAAGGGUAUUGAUGAUACCGUUAGUGAAUGCUUAAUAAAUAUACCUUUGGAAAGUAUGCGUGGUUUAUCGCGUAUUUUACAAAAUUUACCCAGUGAUCGUGUUGAAUCUUUUCAUGUUUCUUUGGCCAUACGUAUACGUCCUUUCUUUGGCAGUUAUUCUUUGGAAAUACGUGAAGCCGCCAUUAUACUCUUUGGUGAUUUGUGUCAAUCGAAAAUGUCCAUGAAUGAUGGCACGGUUUCACCUAAUUCCACAAAUGAGGCAUUGCGUGAACAAUUAAUUGCUAAUCUAUUUCCUUUGCUGUUGCAUCUUAGUGAAGGAGAAGCCACGAUUAUAAGGGCUUGCAAAGGCACAUUACGUAAAGUUUGCAGUUUAUUACACUCUCUUAAAAUCAAUGAUAUGGCUCAGCGUCAUUUAUUAGAUCAUGGUCAAUUGAACUAUAAUAAUUUUAUAGUGGAUUUUGUUAAAGUUAUUGCCAUGGAAUUAACCGAUCACAUUCAAGAUUUUAUAGAUUCUUGCAUACCGAAAUUACGCAGCCAAUGGCCAGAAGUUAGAGGAAGUGCUGCUAUUGUUAUUGGCAUUCUAAAUAACUUCCUAACUGAACGUAAUACACAAACCGAAGCUGUGGGCAAUAAAAUUGCCGUAUUGCUUAAGGACGAAAAUCAUUUUGUGCGUGUUAAAGCGGCUACAGCUUUAGGUUAUUUCUUUGGAGAUAUUUAAAGUGAAGAAAAUAAAACAAACAAAGAAAGUGUUUUCCGAUUUGUUAUUUAAUGGACUAGAAAUAUGCCAAAAUUGAAUGAAUAUAGACUAAGAAAAGAAUUGCAAUGAAUUUCAAAAAUGAUGUGGUUAUCUAUGUGAUGUUUCCCUUUUUUCUCCUCAAUUAUUUUUGUUAUCUUUAUUGUAUUUUAUGUUAAGCACUUAAUUAGAAAACUAUAUACACAUUAUUAUACUAUUUAAUAUUAUUUAUUAAAAUUCUUACUUAAAAACAUUUUAAACAAAUGUAAUUUGUGAUUUUUUUCAAAUAUUUGAAAGCGAAAACAAAAACCACACAGUGCCCCUUUUUCCCUCUGAACUUUUAUUAACUUUGCUUAAAUAUCAAAUAUUUAUAAAACUUAUAAAAAAGAUGUUAUUAUUGUUUCAAAUAAAUAAAUAAAAACACA